Messenger RNA from Motacilla alba alba, 2373 nucleotides. It is a transcript of the gene SGCD, whose product is annotated as sarcoglycan delta. Gene Ontology annotation, biological process: heart contraction; cardiac muscle tissue development. The transcript is spliced from 11 exons. Bases 577 to 1449 code for a protein of 290 amino acids. Gene Ontology annotation, cellular component: sarcoglycan complex; sarcolemma. The record is from RefSeq and is a predicted model, not a curated record. Lineage: Eukaryota; Metazoa; Chordata; Aves; Passeriformes; Motacillidae.
CUGCUGCGCCGCGGCUCGAGCAGCGCCGCGCCCCCGCUGCCGGAGCAGCCGCUCCGCCGCCGGCCCCGCGCUCCGCCGGCAUGAUCUCCUGAGGGGCCGAGCCCGCCCCCGCCCCGCUCCAGCAAACUGGAUUGAAUUACAACUGAAUUGAAUGCACUUCUCCAGCACCUUCCCUCAGGGAUCUAAACCAAUUUUCUCACCAUUGCUAAAUGCUGAACUUCCCCUGUACCCUCACAGACAUCCUCUGCAGCUGAGGCUCUGAAAUACUGGAGGACACUGCAUCUUCCUCAGGGACACGGGCAAGGGAGAGCUGGAGCCUCUGGGGGGCUCGGACAGGAAUUGUGGUUGGUGGUCGCCUGAGGAACUUACCUUCACCCCAAUGUUGCUCUGAAACAAGUCGUGUCCAACAGUCAGGUUUGGUAAGCACAUGGGUAUUGACUUCCUUCAUAUGACUGAACCAGCACUAUAAUAUUGUUGAGAAAAGUACAGCAGCAAUAUAACACCUGUGUUUGGUGUCAGUGGAGGAGCAGAGAAAAGAAGUCAAGACUUUCUUAAAAGCCUCUAAAAUAAAUCACAAUGCAGAUGCCUCAGGAACAGUACCCGCACCGGAGCACCAUGCAGACCUCGGAAGGACCCCAGGUAUACAAAGUGGGGAUUUAUGGCUGGAGGAAGAGGUGCCUCUAUUUCUUUGUGCUGCUCCUAAUGAUUUUAAUCCUGGUGAACCUUGCUAUGACCAUCUGGAUUCUGAAGGUUAUGAACUUCACAAUUGAUGGAAUGGGGAACCUGAGGAUCACAGAAAAGGGUCUGAAGCUUGAAGGAGAUUCAGAAUUCUUGAAACCUCUCUACGCCAAAGAAAUCCGAUCAAGACCAGGCAACCCACUGUACUUCCAGUCCGCCAGGAACGUGACCGUGAACAUCCUCAACGAGAAGACAAAAGUCCUCACUCGCCUUGUAACAGGUCCCCAAGCAGUGGAAGCGCACAGCCAAAAAUUUGAGGUGAAAACCCUCUCUGGAAAAUUGCUGUUUUCUGCAGAUGACAACGAAGUGGUGGUUGGAGCAGAGAGACUGAGAGUUCUAGGAGCAGAAGGCACAGUGUUCCCUAAAUCUAUAGAAACUCCCAAUGUCAGGGCAGACCCCUUCAAGGAACUAAGGCUGGAGUCGCCCACGCGCGCGCUGGUGAUGGAGGCUCCCAAGGGCAUCGAGAUCAACGCCGAGGCCGGCAGCCUGAAGGCCACGUGCAGGACAGAGCUCAGGCUGGAAUCCAAAGAUGGAGAGAUAACGUUGAAUUCUGCAAAAAUCAAACUACCUAACUUGCCUCAAGGAUCUUCCUCUUCUGCAGGGUCCAGGCAAAAAAUCUACGAGCUCUGUGUGUGUCCCAACGGGAGGCUGUUCCUGUCUCAGGCAGGCAGCAGCUCCACCUGCCAGAUAAACACGAGCGUCUGCCUUUGAGAGACAAUUUGCAGAGGGGCAUCACAGGCAGCACAAAAGCCAGUUCUGGUCUCACAGAUCCAGCUGCCAACUAUUUUUACUAGAACACAGAAAGCCUAUCAAAGACUUUUUUUUUGUGUGUGCGCGCGCGUGUGUGUGAAUAUAUAUAUAAAAAAUAUAUAUAAGAUAUAUAUAUAUAUAUCCUCUGUGUAAAAUGAUGUUUCAGUACAAGGAAUCCCAGGGUGACCCUGUUACAUUUGUGUAGCAUUUCUCUUUCCCACACCAAAAUUUACUGGUACAAUCUGCUGAAUUGGAUCUGAUGCUCCCCUGGACCCUUCUGUAUUAAGACAGUGCAAUGAUCACCCCUCGUUUUUGAUCAUGUUCUCAGAGCAAUGGGAUUGCUGGCUGGGCAAGACCCUGGAACCAGUGCAGAGCCACCACCAUCCAAAGGGAAGAGAAGCAUCUCUGAUUAUUUUUGGGCCAUUAAAUCGGUGGCAUGAAAAAGAAAUAGUUGUAAAAACAACAAAACAGCCAGAUGUGCUGUGCUGAUCACCUACAGUGAUCCAAGAUACCUGAGAUUUCUCUUUAAUUGUCACCUGAAGCAUGGCUCCCUCUUGGGAGAGAUGGAUGCACUUGGCCAGUAGGAAAGUCCAGACCUUCUUGAAAUAAUAAAUAUGAUUUUUCUGAAGGGGUUCAACACUGGCCUGUGCAUGGCCAAGGAUGCCUUGUGCUAUUCAGGUGUGACACGUCAGGUCCAACAUUAACUUAAAAUCAUCUCUGUUCUGGCAAAACUGGUGUUGUACUUGGUUAUUGGAAGGAACAAAAUUGUGAAAGUCGAACUAAGUAGAAAAAUUCUGAACCUCUUUUGCUAACAGGUGUCCUGGAUCGCCCUACAAACUCCCCAUUAACACCUUCAACUUUGAACACAUUUGGUGUGAAGAUUUA